GUUGUUCGGGUGUUAACACUGCGCCUACGUGAACUUUGGUGAUGAUGCCCUGCCUUGUGCUAAAUUAAUACAGAGUGUAUUGUUUGUUGAUAUUAACCUAAAACGCUUUUCUAAAACUGAAAAUGAAGAAACCAUUCGGUUUUAGUGCGUGCCUGGGACGCCUUUAUAUAGUGCUGCACAGAUAAACCAUGUAAUAACCUCAUUUCGGAUAACCAAGCAGCUGUAUAUGGACUUCACUAUGGUAAACAGCAGUUCUUUUGGUUCUGAAGAUGGAAACACAGCCAGUUGUAUGCCAGCCCAUGGCUUGCACACCAACACCCAGUCGACAAGUCCUCUCACAGCGAGCGGUGCAACUCAGUCAAAAAAUGAUUUUCCCGACACACUCCACGGCAGACAGCUUUGCAAGUCGUUCGCUGUCGAGCCUGUGCCAUCGCAGACCGAGUUUGAAGCACCCAAAGCUGCGGACAAGAUAGAAGCCAACGAAUCAAGGAAAAGUUUAUUUUGUAGUGUUCCACUGGAAAAAGUACAACAAAUCUUACCUAAGUAUACUUGUUCAAAGAUCAAAACCACACGCAAGGUUCUGUGUCUGUUUUGCGAACGGACAUUUGUUAACGUUAACUUAAGACAAAAACACGUCGAAAGGUGCCAUUCUUUUAAACAGUUAAGACGUGUGAGUUUGAGGAAGCAUCAGAAUGUUCUGACCAAUACGUUGUGCAAUUAUUGUGAUAAAUUUGGUUCGGCUGAACACACUUUGAACGAUCUGUUCAAACACUUGAUCGAUAGUCACUCUAAUAAAUAUUUCGGAUGUUUGUUGUGCGAGGAGAGGUUUCUCAAUGCCGCGCAUCUUCUCGAGCACAACGUCAGCCAACACAAUUUCGUACCCAAAAGUGAGGAAACCCCCGAUCUUAACGACACCGUGUCUCAGUUAAACGACGCAAGUGUUGAAUCCCGAGUCCAGGAAGAAGUUCCGGUGAAAAUCACUCGGAGGAAACAGCGGACGCGGAAUGAAAACGCGGGGUCCAAUGACACAAAUGUGAAAAAUCUCCGAAGUAGAAAACUGACUGUAAAAAGUUCAAGGAUGAUCAUAAAGCGAAGCAAACGAUUGCAAGCGAAGCUAGGUGAGACGAAGAAGAAGCGCAAGGAUGUGGUCGAGAAGAAGAAGGAAAGGCAGGAACAAAUUACUAAGGCGCCCCCCAGUCACGUCAAUCCUUACCCCGAGUUUGAUCACUUCUAUCAAGUGAAAAAAAUCACCGAUCAUUCAAUAGAUAAUUUAAAAAUCAGUUCGCUCACCUUUGACGACGUGUUCGACAAGGCGUUUUUCAACAGGAUCAAGUGCAACAUCCAGGAGAACUUACUGCAUCACAUUGAUGGCAAGCUGUUCAAGAACGAAGAGUCCGAAAGCCGGAUAUCAAACUUCGAGAAGAUUUCAAACAUUCCCCAGGAAGUUCACAACGUUAAUUCGGAAAACUACGGUUGCGAAUUGUCCAUAAAUGCCAUAGCGCCGACCACGACAUUACUGUCGAAUCAAUUCGGUGACGAUCCCGAGUCACAAAUCGAAUACGGGUCUAAGCCUUCCAAGAAAAAAACCCAAGUGAAGAAGGACGAAGUCCACUACAAGUACUUCACUCGGCGAAAAUACCAAGCGAGCAUCUUGGAGCACAAGGAGAAUCGCGACUUGAGCAAGCUGGACAUGUGGACGCAGUACAUCAUCAAAAACCGCCAACAGAAGAUUCUAAACGAUAAGAAAAGCCCCAAAGAGAUUCUCGAUUACUUCACCGGUGAAGAGUAUAAGAGUAUCAUGAGGCGGGAGGAACUGAACCGAAUUUUGGACCGCCGAGGUCCUUUCGAAGAUCUGAGAGAAGAAGCGAGCAAGAAGGCAGCUUUAGACAAAUUAAACGACCAAAGUAGCGCCCCAGAGGACGACAAUUUCGCCGAGAUCGGGGAAAUCCUCAACGACAUUCUAAACAAAGUGUUUGAACUGGCGAAAGAGUCGCACCCUUCGGCCCAAACCUGCCCCCAAAACCCCACCACCGAUUUGGACCAAAACGUCUCCGAAAUUCCCAGCUAUCUCAAUUUGAGACCGCGAGUUGGUUCACUCUCCGACAAUGAAAUAGACAAAUCGGACAAAAUCGCCCUGAUCUGUUCGUCACAAGAGACUGAAAACUUCGAACUUCCAAGUAAUACAGUUAGGGGCAAGAACGAGAAAGUCGAACUGACGGGCGAAUGGGCGCGUUCACGGAUCUACGUGUGCGCAGCUUGCGGUCUCAAACUCCAAAAUAUUAAGCAGUUUUUGGAGCACAAAAGUGCGUCUCAUCAGUACAUUUGGGUGCAGCAUUACGAGUUUGUGGGGAAUCAGAGCGAACUCUACACGCACUUGAGCAUACCAGUGUUGGGCAAAGUGGGGGUUUUGGAAAACGUGGUUCAGUGUAAAGUGUGGAAAAGGAGUGACGCGCGUUCGUGCACGAAAUGCGGGAAACAGUGUAAUAGUUUGGGGGAAUUACACCGGCAUAUCCUCGAGUGUGGCGGGGAUUGGACUUGGAUGCUGGCGAGGAAGAAGUGCAAGUAUAGACCGUUCGGGGCCAAGUCCAGGAGGAAAAGGAGAGGUUUGAUCAAGCGAAUAUAUACGCAAAAAACCGAGCCCUCUGAGAAAAAAAUAUACAAGAAAUCGUUUGAUAUUCCGCGCCAGAAACCAAGCGAUGCUGACACGAUUAAACGCAUGUUGGCAAAUUUACCUCCGAAACGAGCGACUCGCAAAGUUAUGUGUCUUAAGGACGGUUUUAAUACUUCCACAAGAACCAAACAUAUAAAACCGGCAAAGCAAACAAAGUACAAAUGCGGAAAACUGAUUCACGGGAAAACGAAGGAACAAAAAACGGCAAAAUCCGAGAAAACUAGCAAAAACCAGCCAAACAACCACAGACGUUCGUUACGAAGCUUAAAUAAAGUCCUCACUAGUAGAAUCUUGGACACGAAUUCGUCCAUAAUCGCGAGGCGGAAGUACAAUCGCAAGAUAAACAUUGAAAAAAAGACGAAGAAAAAUAACGAAACAAACCAACAACCGGAAGAACAACUUGCUAAAACCCCACAAACUGAAGAAAAGAGUGAGGCGAAGUCGAAACGGUCGUCCCCAAGGCUUGAGAAACGUGUCGAGUUCAAUGGCGACAAGAUGAACAUCAAGCGUUUUUUUCCUGUGAAGAAGAAGAAAAACGGCGAAAAUGCCGGCAUAAAGCGUAAAUCGUUGGAGGAAUCGCCGGUGAAGAGUCAAAUGAAAAAAAAGCCCAAGGCGGAAAUUACCGAAACAGUCGGGAGAAAAGUAAAUCUGCGCAAAAGGAAAGUCUCCGAAAAGAACAAGCUUGAAAAAAGCACAGUCAAGACGAGAAGAUUGCGAAAUAAUGCCAACGAGUUUGAUCGAGUUGAUGAGUCUUCGAAACCGCACGAGAAUUACACCCAACGCGACAUGAAGCAUUUUUUUGAAAGAAUCGUUCCGAAAAAAGUACCUGAUCCGCCCGAGGAACCAAUAGAAGUACCGCAAACUCAAGAAAUUGAGAACACGGUGGAAACGGUUAAAGAUGAAAAAUUGGACGAAGUUCAAGCUGUGGUUACUGUCCAAGAAAAAUCGAAGAGGAAAAUCAGAAAACCUGCAAGGGGUUUGAACGAUUGCAUCGCGAUGCUGACUAGCAAACUGGGCCAAAAUUUUGAUAGUUUAGCCACUAAUGAUUUGUUUAAUGAAACUCAAGAGAGUAAAUGUGAGGAUUCAAAAACUGAAAAAUCUGAGUUUAUAUUGAAAGUUCCGUUGUUUAAUGAACAUUUUGAUUUGCAUUCCUCGCGGAAGGAAAAUGAGUGCCUUGAUAAAGCAGUACCCUUAGAAGAAGAUGUAAAACCUUUGAGUUUGGAUGAGAAAUGUGAAGAUCUGGAGAAGAACGAAUCUGUGUCUAGAGUAGAUGUAGAAGAAGCAGUUUGUAUUCCACUUGUGCCAGAAAGUACCUUAACAGAACCAGUAGAUACUAGCAGUACCACAAGAACUGUUAAUAGUGAUUCUGAAGAUGAAAUUCCGCUUUCCACACUUCUGAGUUCCGAGUCAAGUAUUUUCGAUGAAAGUAAUUUGGCCGUUAGUACAGCCAUAGAAAAGGAAGAAGAAGAAGAAGAAGAAGAAAAGUGUUACGAAACUCCAGAUCUUGAGGAAAAUAUUUGUCCGAAAUUAAGUGAAGAAGUACAGGGACCACAACCUAUAGAUAAGGAAGAAGUAAAGGUAGAAGAACAAGAAGAAAUAAAGCCGGAGGAAGAAGAAGUGAGGAUAGAAGCCGCACAAAAUAAAAUAAUGGACGUACUGAUGGAAAUUAACGAUAAUUUGUGCGAACAAAACGAGCUUUUAAAUCAUGUGGCCUCACCAGAGAAAAAAGACCCAGAAAUGACAACACAAGAAGUAAAUACGUUAAUAACUUUGGAGAAAUGUUCGGAAAAACUGAAUUUUUUAAUUAAUAACAACCUGGAAAAUGUUAGAAUAAAUAGUAAGGCCAAUUUUCUUGGCACAAAUGAGACUGUCAGUGCUGAUGAACCCUUGCAUAUCGAAGAGAAUUUAUCAGCGGAUGAUUCCUCAGAAAGUAAAGAAAAUUCGGCUUCACUGGUCGAGGAUUCUUUGAUAAAAAAUAAGUCGAAGAAGAAGCAGUCAAACAAAAGAGAAUUGAAAGACAGUGUGGCAAAUAAGAAAAGCGUAAGAAGUGCCAAAGCAAGAGCCUUGGAAUCGAUUCUGGACGAAGCCUUAUUAGAGUUAUCUGAGAAUGAGUUUUUCGAAAAUGUGAAAAAGAACGAUUCGGUAAUUUCCGACGUGAAACCAAUCGAAGAUUCCAAAAGUAACUUUCCGGAGGAAAAUGAAAACGAAUCUGAAAACGCCAAAGAAUUGCGCAGAAGCAGACGAAAUUCUAAAAAAAUCACUUCGUACAAUGAAGUUGAUUUGGUUGAUCCGCUCCUCGACGAUUUGGACAGUGAUAAAACAAUCUCAAAAAUACUGAAAGAAACGACGAAAGAUAUUUUCGGUAUCAAACGUAAGAAUCGGAAAGUGGCGAAAAAAUUGACCAAAAAUGGGCAAAACGAGAGGAAAAUCACCGGUGAUGAAUUGUUCGAUUUGUUGAAAGCAACACCGAAUGAAAAUAACGUUUUAUCGAAGCCCACAGAUUCGAUUUUUAAUAGUUUCGAUGAAAUAUCGAAUGAUUUCAACGACGAUAAUUUCGACGUGUUUGAGGAUAUUUUGGAGAAGUCGAUCGCCGUCAUUGAGGAAGAUCUAUCAGAACAGGCAGUUUCCAGCCUGGAAAAAUUCCCACUAAAUAAUACCAGUUUUCAAAAUUGCGCCGAUUUGAAACCGAAAGACAAUAAAAUGAUCAAUAAGAGAAAAAAGCCGAAAAGAAAUAACAAACACAAGGGUAAAGUCGACGAAAAACCGAACAUGCUCUCAUGUAGUAGCGACGUGGAAAACGUAUCGGCUUUGGAGUCGUUGGAUAACGAUCUGAACCCCAAAAGCAACAUUUAUUGCGAAAUCUGCAACAAGUAUUUUUCCCGAGUCGAGAGUUUAACGAAACACAAACGCACGUUGACUCACAUUUCGAAACUGUCCGAACUCGAGGCCAAAGAGGCCGAAUUGAAGGCCAAAUCAGAGAGCGAAAAAGCAGAAAUUCCCGAAAAAAACGUCAACCUUUUCGAUAUUUUGGAAGAAUCGAAACUGUUUUCGCCCCCGUUCUCGGUCAGCGUGAACAAUUCCAACCUGAAACUGGCCGAUAUAAUCAACGACGUAUUGAAUAAACCGCUGUCGAAAAAAGAGGACAGUUUUUCCGACAUGAUGUUGCCAAACGAGGCCGAAAUUCCGUCAGAAGUGCGCCGAUGCAAAAGCCUAGCUGAACGAAAAAGUUUCGAAUCGGAGAAUUACGUGAAAAAUUUGGACUUCUUCGAACCCGAAAUCAACAACGAAGCUGCCGGAAAGAUCCUCGAAAAACAGAUCACUCUACUGGAGAAUAUGAUCGAAAAUCGGUCGAGUUUGAGUUACAUUGACGAACUUUCCGUCUCUUCCACUCAAUCGUCCAACAAAAAACGCAAAGAUAGUGUUAAACCGGCCCUUGAGGACAGUUUCCUGAAGCCGGGUCAGUACGAAGAAAUCUCCGAAGAUAGCAAUCUCCGGAACUACGACGAGCAAAAGUCGCGCAAAGUGUUAAACAGAGACGAGGAGUUGUUUCUGGAGUGUUGCUCGUUGCUAAAGAGCGGCUCCGAAGUAUCGAACUAUUCGAAAAAGUCGAAUAAUGUGCGCAAGGAGAUGCACAAUCUCGAGUCGAAAUGCGAUUGGGUCGAAAAUAAUCAGAAGGAAACCGCGGAUUUUGUCGAAUGUUAUUCGGAUAAUACCAGGAUGAGGACGCCGUUAGGCGAUGGAUUUUCGCAGGAUGAUUCCAAUUCGGCUACGAUUUCGUCGCAUUGGGACAGGAAUAGCUCGAGUAAUUUCUCCAAGAGGAAGAAUUCCAAAGGGGAUGAUAAGAACUUGUCUUUCGGGGAAAUGUUCAACAACAAUAGGGAUAAAGAGGUCAUAUUUCGGGAGGAAGACGAAGGGAAGUCGCCUUUUGAUGCCCUUGUUGAAGACACAAAGUUGAGAAAUUUAGAAAUCCAGGAUGACUCAUUAAUUAAUACAUCAAAUGAGAAGAGCAAAAAAUGCAAUGAAAUUUCCACUCCUGACGGAAAGAAAAUGUUAACGAAAGGCGCGAUGAAAGUUUUUGAGGGUUUGAAAGUCUCCAUUCCUACAGAAGAAUUAAACAUCGACAAAAUUUUAAUUUCCGGUCAAUCAGCAAACACCUCAAGCAGUGACGACUUUACCAAUCUAUCGAAUAAAAAAUCGUCUUCUCUCAAAUCUUCGAAAACGAAGACUAAGUCGAGUUUAAAAAAGCAAAAUAGUAUGCCUGUGAGUUCAAAAAGCCAUGACGUCUACGACUUUGAGGAAACUCAAGACAAUUCUGAUAUUUUUACGAAACCCGAUUUUCGGAGCUUUAGAAAUAACUACGAGAAGAGUAAAAAGACUGACAAAGGAAGCGAUGAUGAUAGUCAAGAUUUUAUCGAUGCUGUGAGCUUUGAUGCAUUUUCUUCCAGUACUUCGUCGGUGUCGGAACAGCUUCCAGUCACAGCGAAAACGCAACAAAACAUCACGAAAAAGAAGUGCAUGAUCAUGGGGCGAAUUUUCAAAAACGCGGUCAAGUCCAAAGACAUCGACGAAGACAUACGAAGUAUUCCCGUGAUGGACAAUUCAAAACUGGUGGAAGACUUUGUUUUGAGCUGUCCUGAUCCCACAGAACGCAAAGUUAGAAUGACAGAAGAGGAGAGGAAUUUAGCCUUUGACAAUUUGUUAAAUAGCAAAUUUGGUGAUAGUAAAAAUCAAGCGAAAAACACCGUAACUAAACGCAAAAUCAAAACAAAGAGCAAAAAACGGCCACACGCCGGCUCAGAGUCGAGCGACGACGAAUUCAAGUUGCAAAAAUCGACGAAAAAACGGCCGAAAAAGAAGUGCAAUAACGUGGAAGAGAGUUGCAUUAACUUGGAGCAGGAGUUGCGGGAGUGCAUCGGUGUCGCGAGCAGGAAAAGCCAACGAAAGUGCACCAGCGGUAAGCAGAACGUGUUAAUGGAGUAUUGGAGUUCGGACGAAUCCUCGUUUGAAGUCGCCCUUGUGGACUCCGUUCCGAGCAAUGUGAUUAAAGAAGCCGAACCAGUCGUGGAAAAAAUCCCCGAUGCGCCUCCCGUUCACAAGAAGGUCAAGUCGCCGUCGACUUGUAGCUCAAACCGCCGGAAGAGGGCAGCCGUCAACCCGCUUUACCAUUGGUCGAGUUCGAGCGAAGACGAGUCGCGGGAUUUGAUCGAGGUGCGGCCAAUCCGGGACGAGAUUGACGAUGACGAAGACAGGCCGGUUCAGCAUGGCUGGAUCGUCGGUGAUUCCCCGAAAAAGCUGGUCACGAUGCUGGCCCAAGCCAAGGGGAAGAAGUGUGACGUGGACGGUGUUAAAGAACACGGGAAAAAAAGGACGUUCAGUUGAUAAAACGCCACUAGUGAAUAUUACUGUAAUUAAUUGGACAGUGAUAGUGUAUGCAGGCAUUAAUUGUAUUUCAAAUAUAUACCUACGAUACAUUAGUCUCAACACAGAGUUAUCCAAAGUCUUAGAGAAUUACGACAAAUUUGUAAAUAAAUUUGUAGUUGGAAAAGAUUUCACGUAUUUAAGGAAGCUUUGUAAAUAGAAAAUGUGAAUUAAAUCUCUCCGAAAAGUUCGUAUUCAUUUUUUAACGGUACUAACCAGUUCUGUUUCGUGUUCAUAUGAAGUGUGGUUGCGUAGAGAUCACUUUGCACUGCCAUAAGUCACUCAAGUCUUUUGUUUGUAUUUUGAAAAUUUUAUAUGUAAAAUAUAUGUUUUGUUAAAAUAAUUCAAUUUUACCAAUAAAUUAAGGAAUGUGUUAA
Tribolium castaneum (red flour beetle) is the source of this 8466-nucleotide messenger RNA. RefSeq lists its product as uncharacterized. The record is from RefSeq and is a predicted model, not a curated record. Gene Ontology annotation, biological process: positive regulation of transcription by RNA polymerase II. The transcript is spliced from 5 exons. Gene Ontology annotation, cellular component: nucleus. Lineage: Eukaryota; Metazoa; Arthropoda; Insecta; Coleoptera; Tenebrionidae. The coding region runs from base 227 to 8050 and encodes 2607 amino acids.